AAUUAAAUCAUAUCACAAUGUUCUAUAUAUUCUGUGCGCAUAUGUACAUAGAGUAUGCUAUAAAACUCUGGGCGAUCAAGAUUGUUGCGUGCACAAUUAAAAAAAGAAAACACCAUUUAAUAGAAAUGUGGUCUAGAUUUGAGGGGCGGCUAUUGCAGCUAUGCGUGCUAUAUAAGGUGCAACAAGUUUCUUGAUAAGGCACAGUUUUUCUUGGAGUUAUUGACGUAUGUGGAGUGAGUUCGGUGUUCGGAGUUUUUUAUGCAGAAGAUUAAUAUUAUGUCGGGAACUAAGUCAUAUUGUUUAGCUGUUACUGUUUUGGUAUUAUGUGGAUUAAUGCAGGAAGUGUGAGCUGGAGGUAUGUUGAAUAUUUUUUUUCUGUUUUAACUAGUUAUUUACCGAGAACUAUUUUUUUUUCUAAUAUUUUGUUUAAAACUAGUAACCGUUGUUAUUGUAAAAAAUACAGGAAAUAAUCUGGUUUAAUUGGAAAGCCGAAGUGUUGAGCCUUCAUUGAAGUUCAUGACUUAUAGAAGUACAUUCAGUGAAGAUAAUUCAAAAAGUCGCCUUGCUGGCAAAAGUCUUGGAUUGUACUUUUACCAAUACAGUUUGUUCGGAGAUUCCAAAUUCGAAAGAACUAUAAAAAUUUAUUUUUGGUUGUUUGUGUUUCCGACAGGGUAUGAUGUAUUGUGGAACGUUUUUCCAUCAUCCCUUGUCAAAUUUGGUUUGGAGACAAACCGGUUUCAUGGAACGAAAAAUGAAACUGAAGUUGGCACAACCCGAAACCGGACAAGGGAUGACGGAAAAUCGUUCCACAAUACAACUAUAAAAAUCCUUAACAACGUUUUGCCUCGGAAUCUUAUCAUACUUGGGUUUUGGCAGCAUGCAAAUUUAUCAAACGCCGACUUGGAUUCAAUUACCCAAUGCAAAUUAAAGUGGAAAUUAGAACGUCCCUGAGGAUACUAUAUUUCUGGCAGCUUUUAUUUUAGUUAUAUUGGAGCCCCUCAGCCAGAGGAUGAAGAUUUGUGCAUAGUGACGAUAUUUCGAUGCUGUGGUUCGCCAAAGGAGACUGAAGACCUGAGGUCGAAAGCAAGCAGCUACCUCUCCGAUCUAGCUCGCUUUUUCACUGUAAAGUUACCUUGAUUAAUAUCAGGACAAAAGGGGUAGAGCUGUCAAAGGAACCCACACGAAUUGCACAGUUUCUGACGGUUAAAAAUCUCGUGUCACCUUUAAGAGUUGCCCCCUUUUGCCGCACCAAAACAAAGUCUUCAAAUCGCUCUUACGCAGUACUCGGAUGAAAAAACGUUGUUGAGAAUAUGCGAGUCUAUUGGUGGAGAGGUUUUAAGUUGCGCUGUGAUUUUGUGGUUAUCCUGAACUAAUAAGACGCAAUGAACGAAGACACAGGGGUUCAUAAAACAACCUCUGGACCCGACAGCAUACCGACAGGCCAUAAACGGCAUUCACAGGGAGUCGGUCUCAACUUACAUCGAUUCCCAAACUAUCGCCGACGAUAGCACAAUUUCGCUGUGGAUAUUGCAGAAAUCUUAACUCUUAUCUGAUCAGAGUGAACUCAUUUGUGCCCGACGAGUGCCCGCCAUGCGGAGUGUCGUGAAAUGACUCACUUCCUUCUUCACUCACUUCACAGCGAGGAAGGGCUCGGAACUGAUAGGAAUGUUAGCUGCAGUCUCGUUUCCAAUGCUGUUCGCUAUCUUAUUUCACACUAUUCGUUACAAAUUCUCCGGUAAUUUCCAGAUAAAUUGAACUCCGCGCGCAGACUAAUUACAUAGCCAUCCGCCUACCUUGUUUAUUAUGGAGUAAGCCUCUCUUUAAAAAUCAUGGUUUUACUCAUGUCUCUACGAAAUAGAGCUAGAUGUAGCGCAGGCCCCAGCUUUAACUUUGCGUUACCAUAUCCUUCUCCACCAAAACUUAGUACAGCUCAUUUUGCGUUUUGCUCUAUGGUUAGGCGAAGAGGCUUAAGUUCGAGGAUGGUCGGCAAACAUAUGUAGUUUUUGAAUCGCACCCUCGUUUUACGUGGCUACUGCUAUACUUGGAUCUUAGGGAUGCAACCACAGGGCUCACCUGCCAGACGCUUGGGCACCAUUCGGACUCUCGAAGCUAAGAAGAAAGUCGAGUGCAAAUGUUUCCUCCAGGUUUAAGGUACUUCACUAAGCACGACCCUCUAAAGAGUUAUGUCCCUCAUGCCGGUUAGACUCUUUUUUUUAGUAAAUAAAAUAAUGUUUUGAGUAAUUUCUGCUCGGUUACCUCAGUAGGGUACAUUUGACCACCAGAAGAUAUAUUCGAUAACUCAUGGACGAGAUCCAAUACUUCGUAAAUACCGCUACCAAAGUUCAUCCACCACCCAACUAGUAUACAAGACGCUUACCAUCUCCUACCUAGCUACAGAAGUAAGCAGUUUGAACCUCCGAUUUUAUUUGGUCUAUAGGCUUUUAAAUAUAUACUCCCAAAUCUGGAGGAAGAGUGUUCAUGAGAACCGUUCGGCUUUGUGUGUGAGAAUCCAAAAGUUCCUAGCGCCAGGCUUUGAUUAAGAGUGUUUGGGUUCCAGAGCUAAGCCUAUUAUGGUUCGUUUGAGAACUUCCAGCAGUAAAGCCAUGCCAUUUUUCCAACAAUCUUGGAUUUCAAAUUAUUAACCCCCGUCUCUUUUCAUGUUAUUCCUUGCAGCAUGCAUCAUUCCACAGCCACUGAGGGGACAAAAAGUGAAUACGGCGCGUAUGGACGAAGCAGCCUUACCCUCCGAUGUUAUCUUACCGCGGCCACGCCUUGAUGGACGCAUUGUUGGUGGCUACAAACCUCGCUGGGUACUAACGGCCGCUCAUUGUACUGCCGGAAAAACCGCCGAAAAACUAAAGGUACGCAUCGGUUCUUCGGAAGCUUCUAGCGGCGGACAAUUGCUGCGCGUCAACGAAAUUGUACAGCAUGAAAAGUUCAAUUACUCCAAUGUGGAUUACGAUUUCUCUUUGCUGCGUCUCGAUAAGGAGAUCCAAUUCUCAGAGAAUAAAAAGUCGGUCAAGUUGCCGGGAGCGAGUGACGAAUUCAUGGAUGGCGAUAUUUGCUAUGUGACCGGCUGGGGUAAUACGCAGAAUGAGAGCGAAUCACGGCAAUGGUUGCGGCAGGCUGAGGUGCCGAUCUUCAAUCAGGAUCUCUGUUCCGAGAAGUACAAACAAUUUGGUGGCGUUACAGAGCGUAUGAUUUGCGCUGGAUACCUCGAAGGUGGCAAAGACGCUUGCCAACGCAACUCGGGUGGUCCGCUGACCAACAAAGAUGGUGUGCUGGUGGGUGUGGUGUCGUGGGGUUAUGGUUGUGCCAGACCGGAAUACCCCGGUGUGUACUCGCGUGUGCAGUAUGCGCGCGAGUGGUUGCGGCAGCAUAGUGGGGUUUAGCGUACGUUUAUGAAAUUGUAAAUUGUUGUAAAAAUGAAUUAAAUAAGACGAAAAUAAG
Molecule: messenger RNA, 3450 nt
Organism: Rhagoletis pomonella (apple maggot)
Lineage: Eukaryota; Metazoa; Arthropoda; Insecta; Diptera; Tephritidae
Product: trypsin-1-like
Exons: 3
Coding region: 2658-3392 (244 amino acids)
Biological process (GO): proteolysis
Molecular function (GO): serine-type endopeptidase activity
Source: RefSeq, a predicted model, not a curated record